UCAGUGAAAAUCCAGCCAUCAUUUAUUACAAAUAAAAACAUUAAUAAUGGAAACACGGUAUUAUGAAGGUUGUGGACGAGAGGGACCCAUAAGAUGUAUAUUUCUUGGAGAAUUUCAUCCCGUCGCUGGACCUAAAAUAGCAUGCCAGUUCCCUGAAGAUUUCAUUUCAAAGGAUUUAUUUGAUUCAUUAAGCACAUACAUAAUCCCCAAACCGAUUUUACAAAAGAAAAACAUAACUUUCAAUGCUCCAGCUCACAAGAUAUUGGGCUACCCGAUCUACCUCAAGAGUCCGAGGUAUCCACGAAAUGUAUAUGUUUUCAACUUGUGCUUUGUCUGCGAUAACUGGUCGCGGACUGUUCAGUAUGAACCAGUAGUGAAGAAACUAGGAGAACAUCUGAUAACAUUAGAAGAAGAGAGUGCAUUUGUGUCUGGAGGCUCAUCACGUAUGCCCACGUUCCUCGCUCACCUUCUGUACGACCUGAACACGUAUCGCAAGACAACUGUCACAGAGGGGGACACAAUUAUACAUGUGAAGGUGACAGAGAUACGAGAUGACCCAAGCACAGUUAACGAUCAUGAUGUGCCGGUGUUGGUAGCGUCUAUUGGUCUGCCGAGGCCUGGCAACUCUAGCAAUCUCAGCGAGGAACCGGACUCCAGUUCCCGUGAGGAUCUCAGGGAUGAGCUGCAGGAUCAACAGCCAAUGGAAAUAUACACUAAUUCUAACUGGGACCUUACCACCAAACAGCUUCUGCCAUACAUCAACGGGUAUUACCACGUGUCUAAGAUUGCGGCUAAAGUGAAUGUUGAAAAAACUCUUGUCAAAGCUUGCAUUCAGAACUUAGUCUACUAUGGAGUGGUGAAACUUAUACCUUUGCUGAAAUUCAGCAACAUGUACCGAGCUACCGCUAAAAUAAAUCGCAUCAAAACAGACAUCGAAUUACAGAACGCUUGUCUCUCUUUUAUUCAACUCAAAGGCAAGAGAAAGCCACGGAUAGAGGAGGUGCUGCUGGUGCUCAGUCUGCUGCAGCAGGGCACCUCACUGCGCACUGUCAACGAGCGCUUCCACGCAAUCUGCCGUCGUGCACGCUUCGACGUACGCAACCUCAUCGUCUUCUCGCAGAUGCACGGUCUCAUACGCUGUCUCAAGAAAUAUCCGACGUACACACGAGGGCGGUCGAGGCCUGCUACAUUCGGAUCCGAAGUGAAAGGUUUACAGAAGCUGUUCACAGGAGAGAGGUGCACAGAUGAGAUCUGCUGCCUCACCUCCAUUGAUAUACCCUCGCUGGAGCGCAUCAUUGAGGAUGACCCCAAUGUUGCAGUCAUAGUGUGUUAACAUAUUUUUAUACAACAUUUAACAAUCGUGUCAUCACA
This is a messenger RNA of Papilio machaon (common yellow swallowtail), 1371 nucleotides long. RefSeq names its product GATOR complex protein NPRL2. Gene Ontology annotation, molecular function: GTPase activator activity. Gene Ontology annotation, cellular component: GATOR1 complex; vacuolar membrane. Gene Ontology annotation, biological process: negative regulation of TORC1 signaling; cellular response to amino acid starvation; positive regulation of autophagy. The record is from RefSeq and is a predicted model, not a curated record. NCBI's taxonomy places the organism in Eukaryota, Metazoa, Arthropoda, Insecta, Lepidoptera, Papilionidae. The coding region runs from base 47 to 1333 and encodes 428 amino acids. The transcript is spliced from 9 exons.